GUCAAACCCUUUUUCAGCUCGUAUCUUUGAGCUUUGAAAUAUCUCUUUUAAAAUAUCUUCGAUGUGUUUCUUCUGUUGAAUCUGAUGAUGAACUUCCGAAGAUGCAUAUGUACAUGCAGAUUCAGGAAUCCACUGUUUUUGUUUCUUUUGUUUGAGAUUUUUCCAAGCUAGAAAACGAGAAAUUUCCAGAUUCUCUCCAUGAUUUUGGCAGGAGCGAUGGAUCAGUGUUUGAUUUCAUGAAUCUGGGGUUGGGAUUUACUAUGAAUACACUGUAACAGUUCUUGAGAUGUUUUUUUGGGGAGAAGAAUCCGUAAAUUCAAAUCUCGAAAUCUAGGGUUUGGAGGUGUUACGUGAAGCUUUUAUCUUUUACCGUGCACAAACAUAUAGAUAUACCUUACUGGUUUGGGUACAGUAUUUACUCCCUUGAUUUCUUGCUCAUCUCUCAAUUCAUUGCUGUUUUGGGCUGAAGAUUUUGCUUGGCUUUUCUGUCUUCACUGCAAGUUUUGAGCCACAUGAUUGAACAGUGAUUUCCAAGUCUCUUUACUGUACACUUGUCUGAUGAGAAACAUAGUUCACCUCAAUUAAAUGCUCUCUCCUCUUUCUCUUUCUCUUUCUUGCUUCAGACUCGGAUUUCUCACAGUUUUCCCCUCUGCUUUUGUCCACAUUUCACUGGGUCUUAGAUUACUUUUACUGAAAUUACUACUCUCUCUCUCUCUCUCUCUCUCUCUCUCUAGAAUAUGAUUGAUGAAAAUAGCUUGGUGCGCGGUUGCAAUAAGUAUUGAGUAUGACCUAAUUAGAGAGUGAAAUUGCUGGUGGAUAUGAACAGCUAUAGGCCUGAUCUCCACAUCGCGCAGCAAAGCCGUCGAGACAAGUUGAGAAUUCAGCAAGAUAUUUACGCCAACAAUUUCCCACACGAUGCCUUAAACUUCGACUCCUCCGCCGACGUCCGUAGCUGUCGGAACGGGAACAUAUGCUACGAUCCGUCGGAGCUCUGCCCGGAGAUGAUCAAUUUCUCUGUGAACCCACUGCUCAAGGACGGCUUGAUGGGGGCCGAGAAACGGGCCCCCUUUCCGACGUCGUUUAGCCCUUCAGCCACUGUGAGUAGCAGUGACCCACAAUACUUUAGCACAUGCGAUUGGGUGGCUAACCACUCCUCAAUUUAUGCUAAUCCUAUUUCAGCAUUAGAUGUUAAGCCUAAUUAUCUAGGAUAUGAUCAAGACAUGAAUGGCGCCGCUUCCUCACUUUACCAGAAUGCGUUGCAAGACCUCGUUACCUCGUCCAAUAAUGUCCGCUCCUUCGGCCUCGAAUUCGCCUCCCUCCGCCACAAGAGCUCGGGGGAGGCCGGCCAUGGACCUUGGGUGGUUGGUGGGAGUGAGCUUAUGCUUCUUCCCGAUCAAAUGCGCCUCAAGACCCAAUCUGGCUUGAUUACUAGGCCUGUGGAUGGCUGCAGCCAAUGGAGCGGCGAGCUCGAAUUCGCCGCUCCAAAGGAUCUCGACAGAGAUCAUUCCAACACUCAAGCACUCUCACUGUCGCUCUCGUCGGUUCCAUCGCCCAAAGUCCACGAAGCUCAGAUUACUGAGAGAGAUUUUCAGACUCGAGAUGUCUGUGGGAGUACUAAUGUUCAAGAUUCAAGAAUUUGGAAGCCCGAGUUGCCGUCUCCGAAUCAAAAUAUGUCAGCGGGUAGUAGAGUUUUAGGGGCACAAGCUUCGACUCAUCGGAACCCCGGCCCGUUGGGCCCGUUCACCGGAUACGCAACCAUUCUCCGGAGCUCGAGGUUUUUAAGGCCGGCGCAGCAGCUGUUGGAGGAUCUUUGCUGCAUUGCCGGCACUAAAGAGGUCGAAGCCUGUGAUGUCUCUGACGAGAUUAUGGAGGAGGUUAGGGUUUCCAGUGAAGGCGCUAGUAAUAAUGCUGAACAUGCCAUGGCCGGUAACAACUCCGGCGGCUUGUCCUCGUUCGUGUACAAUGGUUCUAGCGAUAAGAGCCGGGAUGCCGGGGGUACGAGCUGCUCGACGGAUGCUCAUCGGCCGGAGAAUCUUCAGAGGAAGGCGAAGCUGUUGUUUAUGCAGGAUGAGGUUUGCAAAAGGUAUAAACAGUAUCAUCAGCAGAUGCAAAUGGUGGUUUCAUCAUUUGAGUCUGUGGCCGGCCUCAGCGCUGCCACUCCUUACGUGUCGUUAGCCCUGAAGAUGAUUGCCAAGCAUUUCCGGUGUUUGAAGAACACGAUAACGGAUCAGCUCAAGAGCAUAAAAAACGCCCUGAGGGACGAAUUUUCGUCCCCGUCUGCUGGGGCAGGCGGCAACAAGGGUGAUGCUAAUGCUUCGGUGUUGAAGUUUUUCGACCAAGGCUUCCAAAAGCAGAAAGGGACUGGCAUUCUUGAAGGCCAGCAUAUCUGGAGGCCUCAGCGUGGUCUACCGGAACGCGCCGUCUCUAUUUUGAGAGCGUGGUUGUUCGAUCAUUUUCUUCAUCCGUAUCCUACAGACACAGACAAGCAUAUGCUGGCCACGCAGACCGGCCUAACUCGAAAUCAGGUAUCUAACUGGUUUAUCAAUGCUCGUGUUCGUGUAUGGAAGCCGAUGGUCGAAGAGAUACACAUGCUCGAAACCAAAGGGUCUGAUAAUUCUGGCAAAAGCAGUAACGGCAAAACUGCGGAUGGAGGUUGUGCCCAAGCCGACGACAGCAGCCAAAGGCUGAGAACGCGUGCGAUCCCAGACAAGCAGGUCGAAUGCUCGAGUUUUGUCCCUCCCGGGCAAGAGGGGGAUAGGUCGAAGGCGAGCCCAUGGGGUCAAGAAAAGCGUUCAAGAAUCGAGUACCACGUCCCAAGCAGUGUUGAUGGGACGUUGAUGGGGUUUGUGCCGUCUCACCGGAAUGGUAUGGAGAUGGGCGGGAUAGGGUCGGUGUCUCUGACUUUGGGUCUCCGGCAAAGCCCCGAGGGCGGUCAGCGGCCUGCAAUGCAGCAGGAGAGGCAUAUGAGGCAUUACGGAGGUCAGAUCAUUCGGGACUUUGUUGGCUGAUGAUUUUUAUGUAGACUUUGGAGAAAUUAAGGUAGAAAUAAAUUACUAUUUGAAAGGAAAAAAUUUAAAGAAGGUGGUGAGAUUGGGAAGGAAGGUUUAGGAAAAUGGAAAGUUCCAAAAGCAAAAUACCUCUCAUAAUUCUCCAGAAAUGUAAGAUAAAGGGACAUUUCAACGUAGUGGCAGUGUUUUGUAUUGGAAAACAGUUUCUCUUUCUCUCGGCUAAUAUAUUGCGGGAUUUCUGCCA
This is a messenger RNA of Salvia miltiorrhiza (redroot sage), 3252 nucleotides long. RefSeq names its product BEL1-like homeodomain protein 8. Lineage: Eukaryota; Viridiplantae; Streptophyta; Magnoliopsida; Lamiales; Lamiaceae. The transcript has 5 exons. Bases 819 to 3008 code for a protein of 729 amino acids. The record is from RefSeq and is a predicted model, not a curated record. Gene Ontology annotation, molecular function: DNA-binding transcription factor activity, RNA polymerase II-specific; RNA polymerase II cis-regulatory region sequence-specific DNA binding. Gene Ontology annotation, biological process: regulation of transcription by RNA polymerase II.